CAUUUUGCCUUUCUCCCCUCCAGGAGCUACCUAUUCCUAGCUAGGGCACAGGUACAUUUUGAUCAGCGCAGAGAACAGAAGCAGAGAAGCCAGAAAGGUAAGAGAACAGGGAGAGCAGAGUCAGAAAGUCUUGACGAGGAUUGAGCAGAAGUUUGUAGUCAGAUGGAGGAACAGCGAGUAAAGUCUGGCCAGGAUCAUCGCCACAGUAGAAAAGAAUGGCCUGACGAACCGUCUGUUGCGGGCCGCUCACCGGAACAUGUUAGAAAGGGAGAACAUAGGGGGAGGGACAGGAAGGGCGAAAAGCACCGGCGGAGAAACGAAGAGCGCGGCUCUUCAUCAGACACUGGCGAGGAGUCAGAAGGAGAAAGGCAAGAUAAACGGAACCGACGGAAGCGGAAGGAGAGGAGUGACACAGAUAGUGAGAGCGACGAUUCAGAGGAGGAGAGGAGGGAGCGAAGAAAAAGAAGGAAGGAGAAGCGGCGCAGGCGAGAGGAAAAGAAGCUCAAGAAAGAAAAGAAAAGCCGGUCCAAGGGGGGCACGAAUAACGAUAGUGGGAGUGGUGAAGAUGAGAAGACAAAGAAGAGGCUGCUGAAAGAGGCAAAAAAGUUUCUGAAAAAGCAUUCCAGCAAGGGGGGCCAAGAGCUGGUGCUGAGUGCCGUCGGUCGAAAGGUGGAACCAAUCUCGACAGGGGACUACUUCCAGAAGAAUGCCGAAUUUGCCACCUGGCUCCGGGAGGGUCGCGGCAUCUUCUUCUCAGACCUCUCAUCAGAUCAGGCGCAUGCGCUGUUUGAUGCCUUCGUAACUGUUUACAACGAAGGAAAGCUGCCAGAGAAGUACUACGAUGGAAUCACCAGCACCCAUGCGAAGCGUUCAGGCUUUACAUGGGCCAUCAAGGGUCGUGGUGAUACAGGAGAAGACAUCAUGGCGGAGGAGGACCGGCGGGCGGCCGAAGCUGGCCGAGGGAAACUAGAGCGGAAGAAAUGGAUGCAGGAUCAGGAGCUGUUACUGGACGAGAUGCUGCCUAAGGCGACGGGGCGGGAGGCCGCUCUCGAGAAGAAGGCGGCGCGCAGAGAACAGCAGCGGGGCAGGGAAGACAGCCCGGAGCUGAUGCGGGACAAGGACUUGCUGGGAGGCGGGGACGAUUUCCAGCAGCGGCUAGCACGAGAAAGGCAGCGGCGAGAGAAGCGCGUUGCGGCAAAGGCCGACGCCGUUGCGGAAAAGGUGACGGCAUACGAAGCAGCGGAACAGGCAAAGCUCAAUCAGUUCCGGGCGCUGAUUGGGGCUUCAGGAGGAAAGAUAAGCAUAUCAAAACGGGCCGAAUGAAAGAAACCUUCUGGUUUUGAGAAACUCAAGUGUGCAGAUGUCCUUCGUGUACAGCUACUGUCGUAUUUGUCGUACAAUGUACUGCAGUCCGACAGCUCAUGUCCAUGCCAUAUGGAGUCAUAAUGACCUUAAAAUGAUUGUACCAGACGGCCAUAAACCUAGUGUGUAGUCAUUCC
Molecule: messenger RNA, 1499 nt
Organism: Klebsormidium nitens
Lineage: Eukaryota; Viridiplantae; Streptophyta; Klebsormidiophyceae; Klebsormidiales; Klebsormidiaceae
Source: the annotation of a GenBank genome assembly